Messenger RNA from Pollicipes pollicipes, 1016 nucleotides. RefSeq lists its product as uncharacterized. NCBI's taxonomy places the organism in Eukaryota, Metazoa, Arthropoda, Thecostraca, Pollicipedomorpha, Pollicipedidae. Bases 228 to 1016 code for a protein of 262 amino acids. The transcript has 6 exons. The record is from RefSeq and is a predicted model, not a curated record.
CACGGCGGGGUGGUUGGAAUGCGUGGGUGCCGGCGCUAGUCCUCAGUUGUGCUGCGUGAAACAAAGGUCCGGGCCGGCUUCUUUAAGGAAGCAGAUCUGUGCCUGGACUGAGUCAGUGGAAAUGCCAUCAAAUAUGCUUUGCUGAAGAACAAACAAAUGGAUAGCCUCAUCUGACUAGUUUCACAAGCUUGAUCAAGAACGCCUGCCGUGAAAGAUUGCUUAGCAUAAUGGAUAAGGCCAGCAAGGUUAUAAGAAGGAGUGGCGUGCGGCUGCGCACCAUCAGCAGCCGGCACGCCGAGCUGGAGAUGCUGAUCUCCGAGCUGCGCAUGGCGCGUGCCGCCCACCGCGGCCUGGUGUCGGCGCAGGCACGCGUCGCGCAGGACAUGGUCAAGUGGUCUUUGCGCGACGAGAACCGCGCCAUCCAGCAGACGGUCCAGCUGCUGGCGGAGCUCACCGCCGUCUACGCCGACGUCCAGAACGAAUUCAAUGCUCAGCUCAAGGUGCUGCGCUAUCAGUUCGAGAUGAUUCUGGAGGGUGAGGAGCAGCUGGACACCUGCCGCUCGCAGCUGGUCUCCUGCGAGACCAAGGAGAGCAAGCACCGGCGCGAGCUGAAGAAGGCCUCGCAGCAGGACCGGCAGCAGGCCGAGGCCAAGCUGACUGGGUCGGAGCGCGCUAAGGAGGCGGCGCUGCUGGAGGUGACGGAGCGCGCGCGUGAGCACGAGGUGGCCAAGACGACGCGUCUGAAGCAGGGCUUGCUGACCCUCUCGGACGCCUGCCUGGAGCUGGCGCACAAGACGCAGCUGGUGUUCCAGGCGCACCGUGAGAUCGUCAGCGAACUGCCCGACCUCGACGUCAACCAGCUGCACACUGCCAAGUACACCGGUACGGCACGCCGGACGCGCCAACAGGCGUUCCAUGGGGGAGAUGGGAUCGGAUCUCCACAUGGCGGUGAUGCAUCGGAGCUCGUUACACAGCUGGUGACACGGUACCGGGGUACCGUGACUGGCGUGUCGUAG